UGUUGUGCACAACAAAAUAUUUCGUUUCAUUUUUUUUUUAUAAUUACAUAAAAUGGUACAAAAUUAAUUCACUUUUUAACUAGAGAGCAAAUAUUUGCUUUUAUCUUACUAACUUAUUGCUCUCUCAAUCGUAUAUAUAUUUGCAAUGGAAUCCAAACGACAACAAUCCUCUACCGCCUCAACCGCGGCUGUCUCUACCAACUAUUUAAAGGCAAGUUCCUUGAUAUUGGCCGGACUUGGAGUGGCUGCUGUGGGAUUCGCUGGUAAACAUUUGGUACGCCGCAUGCCACAGAUGACAACCAAAAUCAAUGAGGCCCUAAAAAAUUUGCCCAAAUUCGAUGCCGAAAGCAUGGCCAAUUCAAAAUACUAUAAAGGCGGCUUUGAGCCGAAGAUGAGCAAACGUGAGGCAGCUCUCAUCUUGGGUGUCAAUCCAAGUGCCAAUAAGCUAAAGAUUAAGGAUGCCCAUAAGAAAAUUAUGCUGUUAAAUCAUCCAGAUCGAGGCGGAUCACCAUAUCUGGCGGCCAAAAUCAAUGAGGCCAAAGAUUUUUUGGACAGUGGCAAAUGAUCCUAUGAUGAUAUCAAACAAUAGUCCAGUUUAGAUUGAGGGUGGUCCGCCGAUUUGUAUAUUAACUAAGUGUGUAUUUAGUGUGUAUAGGCAUUAAAAAAACCAAAAAAAAAAAAAUCCAAAAUUUGUUAUGAAUUUGUUUAUAAGUUCUGCAUAUGAAAUUACAAACUUUGACUAAGAU
Molecule: messenger RNA, 746 nt
Organism: Drosophila willistoni
Lineage: Eukaryota; Metazoa; Arthropoda; Insecta; Diptera; Drosophilidae
Product: mitochondrial import inner membrane translocase subunit TIM14
Exons: 2
Coding region: 146-565 (139 amino acids)
Biological process (GO): protein import into mitochondrial matrix
Cellular component (GO): PAM complex, Tim23 associated import motor
Molecular function (GO): ATPase activator activity
Source: RefSeq, a predicted model, not a curated record